AAUAUAAAUUAUUUUAUAGAAAAAAAAAUAUAUAUUAAUAGUAGGAUGUCAAAGAUUCACAUUUAUUUGUUAAUUCUUAUUAUAUUUACAUAGAUAUAUUAGGCUUAAAGAAAAUGCGUAAAAAUACAUUAAAUUUAGUUUUGCAUUUUUCAUUUAUUUAAGGAUUGUGUAAUUUAAUAAAUAAAAUAUUUUUAUUUUCAUCUUAAUUAUAAAUAAUUUCUUUUCUAUAC
This is a messenger RNA of Ichthyophthirius multifiliis, 230 nucleotides long. RefSeq lists its product as hypothetical. The transcript is spliced from 5 exons. The record is from RefSeq and is a predicted model, not a curated record. The annotation marks the transcript as partial. Lineage: Eukaryota; Ciliophora; Oligohymenophorea; Hymenostomatida.